CACAACAGCAGCAGCCGCAAUGGCCGUCAAAAACAAGUACUCGGUGCUUCUCCCCACCUUCAAUGAGCGCAAGAACCUGCCCAUCAUCGUCUGGCUGCUGAACAAGACCUUUACGGAAAACUCCCUCGACUGGGAAGUCAUCAUCAUCGACGACGGCUCUCCCGACGGAACCCAAGAUGUCGCCAAACAGCUCAUCUCCGCCUACAACACCAAAUCCCAACAACGCAUCGUCCUCAAGACCCGCACGGGCAAACUCGGUCUGGGAACCGCCUACGUCCAUGGCCUCCAAUUCGCCCAAGGAAACUUUGUCAUCAUCAUGGACGCAGACUUCUCCCACCACCCCAAAUUCCUUCCCCAGAUGAUCCAAAAGCAAAAAGAGGGCGACUGGGAUAUUGUCACGGGCACACGAUAUGCCGGCGACGGAGGAGUGUUUGGAUGGGAUUUGAAGAGAAAGAUGGUCAGUCGCGGAGCGAAUUUGUUCGCGGAUACCGUGUUGCGACCGGGAGUGAGUGAUUUGACGGGCAGUUUCCGAUUGUACAAGAAAGCGGUGCUGCAAGAGGUCAUCAACAGGACCGAAUCCAAGGGUUACACUUUCCAGAUGGAGAUGAUGGUCCGCGCAAAAGGGAUGGGAUUCCGUGUUGCGGAGGUCCCCAUCAGUUUUGUGGAUCGCGUCUAUGGAGAGUCCAAGUUGGGAGGAGAGGAAAUUGUCGAAUAUCUCAAAGGGGUGUUGAGUCUAUGGGUCAAAGUCUAGGUCCUGUCUGUCCAGGCCAUCUGCAUGGGAUGGGAGAAGAGAAGAAUUGGGGAACUUGUUGAUCAUUAUCAUUACAGCGUGGCGUUUGGGGAAAGGUGGAUGGAUGGAUGGAUAUAUGCACCUCAGUACCUCAGUGAGUAGUAGUAGUAAUAGUAGUGAAGUACGGAUACUAUCUACUACACUAUACUUACACACCAGAGGUGAGGGAGCAAGCCCAAAUCAAAAGUAGACCUUCAAACAGCAGCAGCAGCUAGGCUUCGUGUAUACAAAUGAAAAUUCUAC
Molecule: messenger RNA, 1033 nt
Organism: Sphaerulina musiva SO2202
Lineage: Eukaryota; Fungi; Ascomycota; Dothideomycetes; Mycosphaerellales; Mycosphaerellaceae
Product: glycosyltransferase family 2 protein
Exons: 2
Coding region: 20-751 (243 amino acids)
Biological process (GO): GPI anchor biosynthetic process; protein O-linked glycosylation via mannose
Cellular component (GO): endoplasmic reticulum membrane
Molecular function (GO): dolichyl-phosphate beta-D-mannosyltransferase activity
Source: RefSeq, a predicted model, not a curated record